Salvelinus fontinalis (brook trout) is the source of this 6132-nucleotide messenger RNA. RefSeq names its product synapse differentiation-inducing gene protein 1. The coding region runs from base 745 to 1608 and encodes 287 amino acids. Gene Ontology annotation, biological process: positive regulation of synapse assembly; synaptic vesicle clustering. Gene Ontology annotation, cellular component: intracellular membrane-bounded organelle; excitatory synapse; synaptic vesicle membrane. The transcript is spliced from 4 exons. Lineage: Eukaryota; Metazoa; Chordata; Actinopteri; Salmoniformes; Salmonidae. The record is from RefSeq and is a predicted model, not a curated record.
AAUGAUUGCACCAAGAUGACACUACAAAGAUGACACCAGCGCAUAACCAAAUAACACUGUCUUCGUAAAUUAUUCACAAUUCAAAUAUAAGUAUAACCUACAUUUGUCCAUUUUAUUCACGACAUUGGGUUUUAAAGAAUUGAGGAGACUGCGAAGAACACAAGCAAGCCUAUAAAUGUUAGUUAGCCACUGGGAAAAUAAGUCAUUUAAACGUCUAGUUUUGAUUUACAUUAGGUUGAGAUGUAAACUAAUGUGAAUUCAACAAACAUUUCACUAUGUCACUGGAUUUAGGUUAAAGGUUGGGUGAAAAAAAGACGACAUUCCCUUAUGUUGAUUACUUUUUGCAAAUCCAGAUGUAUUUUUGUUGUUUUUGAAAUUACGUGGAAACAACGUUGAUGCAACCAGUUUUUGCCCAGUUGGUAUUUUCAUUGAUUCGUUUUUUUGGGGCGAUGCAGAUACAUUUACCAAAAGGGUAGGCUACUAGCUUUUUUUAAUACAUAUGCUUCACGUGCCACAAUAACAUCAACGAUAUUGCCGCAUUUCCGCGUGGGCUGGAUAUCAAAUAAGACUGAUUUUGUUUCAAGACGAGUGAUGGAUGUCUGGGCCCUGACGACCGUCCGGUACUCAUUACAAACAAGGAGAGUGCAGCCUACCAUCCCAUGCCUUCCCCAACCCAAGGCCCCUAUGAGAGAGGCCUUUAAAGAGGAGGGGAUUUGAUCAAACAAUCCAGCUCUCUAAGGCAGGAUGGAGAGUGGACCAGGACAGGGAGCGGGGUCGGGCUCCAGCCAGGCUGUGGAGGCUGAGCCCCCCACCCAGCGGACGACUUCUCCAAUCGGGAGAGGAAGGAAUGCAGGGCUGGCCUCCUGCAAGCACAACGGUCUGAUCAACACCCGCAGCUUGAUGGUAGAGACUAAGGAAGGGCUGGUGUCGGUGUACUCGGCCCCCCAGUACCAGGGUCACAUGGUGGUCAACCUGUCCCCUCAGCAGGAGCAGAAUGGUCAGGGGGUGGGCGGAGGAGGGGGACCCCCACAGCUGCUCAACCCCAGCACUCUGCCCCAGGGCAUGGACCCCCGCUUCAGGCCCAACCUGAUCCUGUACUCUGAAAACAUGCUGCGGGCCUGGGGGGAUGGAGGAGUCGGGGAUUGCUGUGAGACCACCUUCAUAGAGGACUUUGCAUCCGGCUCCUCUGCUGCCUCCAAGGAUGGGCUGAUGCUUGCCGAUGGAAAGUUCCUGGAACUGUCUGUGGAGGAUGCAAAGAUCCAGACCCUGUCUUAUGACAUUGACGAUGAUGAUGAGUUCCAAGAGCUGGAGAGCGAGUACUCGAGCGACUCGGAGAGUGAGGACAACUUCCUCAUGAUGCCACCGAGAGACCACUUGGGCCUGAGCGUCUUCUCCAUGGUGUGCUGCUUCUGGCCCCUGGGGAUCGCUGCCUUCUACCUGUCCCACGAGACGAACAAGGCCGUGUCUAAGGGGGACUUCCACUUGGCCAGCUCCAGCUCCAGACGUGCCCUCUUCCUGGCUGUGCUGUCAAUCACCAUCGGGACAGGCAUUUAUGUGGGCCUGGCUGUAGCGCUCAUCGCAUACCUCUCCAAGAACCACCACUUGUAGCCUUGCCCUGGCCCCACCCCCUGCACUACAGGACUGAUUGCGCUGGGGAAGUGGUUCACUUGGGGGCAAUUUAACAAUGGAAUUUAGGCCUGCAAACUAUGGGACUAUCAGGAUGGACAGAGCCUGGCCAUAUGGUUGACUCAAUUCAUGGGAUGUAACAUAAGAGGGUUAUGAUAUGGAAAAUAGUCUUGUAAUGGUCAAGUCAUUAUCUCAUUUUGACAAAGACAAACUGCAAACUCUCUUAGUCGUUCUAUACACAACUGAAUAUUUUGUUCUUCAGAUGUCUAAAAUACGUGUGUGAGUUUUACCAAGGCAAGACACAUCCUUUGAGAGGUCAGACCAACAUGCACUAAAUAUUACCUGUACCAAGGGCAUACUGUUCGUUUACGGGGCAUGCUCUCUGCUCGGUUAACAGUGAGUUGUGCAGUGGGCUGCUUUAUGUCCAGCUACAUUUACCACACUAUCAGUCACAUUUGGCAGCUCCUGUCGAGUAUAAAGAGGGUGGAUAAAAGUGCUUUUAAAGCUGUCACUCAUCCAUACAUUCAACCUGUACACAUGUAUUCUACGUCACAUUGAAUUGAUCUGUGGAAGUCGCAUAGUAGACACUGCAGCUCACUUAUAAAGUAAGGUGAUGGUCUAUAUACAUUAAAGUGAAACUGCACUCUAAUACAGUAUCUUGGUAGUCCUAUUAUCUCAAGGGAGAACUGAUGUGUCCUCACGGCACAAUGUUUUUUAACACAUGCCACACACCUGAAAUGUGGAGCUUUGAUGUUACCCUACGACAACAUGCUUUUGUGUUUCGUCAGGGAGAUCAAGUGCACAGGCUUGCAGCUCUCUGACAGAACCUGCUUACACAGAGAUACCUCCAUGUUGAUAGGCACAAAUCACUAAGGAAGAGAAAGCAGACGAGUCUUUGGAGGCAGAAGCCAUGCUGUAAAUACCUCGAUACAUGCCUAACUGCAAUUUUUGUUUUUGCAAUACUAUUUAUUUUCCUGUUGUAUACUACUACUACGUAUGGGUGGCACGUAGCCUAGCGGUUAAGAGCGUUGGGGCGGUAACCAAAAAGGUUGCUGGUUUGAAUCCCCGAGACGACUAGGUGGGAAAAUCUGUCUAUGUGCCCUUGAGCAAGGCACUUCACCCUAAUUGCUCCAGGAUUGCCAUCAAUAAUGGCUGAUCUCUGGCUGUGACCGCACUCUCCGAGGGUGUCUCAGGGGGAGUGAGUUAUGCAAAAAACACAUUUCCAAUUCACACAUUCACACUUGUACAUGUGUGAAGUAGGACAAAUGUAAUUAUUGUUAUGUCAAAACUGUCCAUUCUUGGGGGAAACUCUUUGGACUCAGUGUUUGACAUAAAAGUGCUUGCAAAUUAAAUGUAGUAUUUCCAUGAAAAAAAUGGCUGAUUUCACAGUCUGACUUGGGUUAGUUCAGCUGCAACUUUCUUAAAAUUAUAGUUUUUUUUCUUCAUGCACACAGUAUUACCACAUUAAGUAAUAUGGUCUUGCAGGUUAGGCUAUUUUGUUGCAUAUACUGUACAGUAUAAAAUACGUUUAAAAAAAUAUAUACUAUGUGCAAUGUAGAGGCUUCUAACAAACAAAAAUAUUACUUGAACACACCAAAAGAUUACUGUGUCUUUAUUGAGGUCAAUAUAGACCUACAUUAUGGACCCGUCUCAAGCAUCAGAUUUCCCCACUCACUCCCCUAACUCCCUAUCCUCUCCUCCACUGCACACACACUAUUGCAACUCUAUUACACCCAGCCUUGCACCCAAGAAUGACUAAUCACCUGCACGCACUGUGCCUAUUUCAUGGCAGCAGAAACAUCUCACUGCCUGUCAGAAAUAUUAGCUCGCCAGGCGCCCAGAUGAUUUAUACAUUUUACAUGACAUUGCGGGCGCCUUAAUUGCUCCAACCCCUCUUCUUCUGUCCCUCCUAUAUGAUAUGAGAGUGUGGGAUUGUGAUUGGAGGAUUGGUGAGUGGGACCCUGUGGACACGAUCAGAGGGAGGCCGGGUUUCUCUCUAAUUAAUGAAAACGUAAUUCAGCUCAGAGCGGAUGUUCCUCUGGCGGUAAUUAACGCGUCUCUAUGUGCUUGCCAAGACUUCAAUGUCGGGAGGGCGUCGGUAGUUGUGUAUAGUUGUGUCAUAUCUAUAUGCGACAUGAGAGAGACUCAGUGAUUUAAGGCCUAUUGUACUCAAAACAAAUUGUAUUCGUCACAUGCUUCCAAAACAACAGAUUGUAGACUAACAGUGAAAGGCUUACUUACAUGGCCCGUGCCAACAACGCAGAGAGAAAGACAAUAGAGAAGUAAAAUACGUAACCAUAAAAAUAAUACCAAUAGGCUAUCAGACUCUGGUUGAGUCACAGGGGCUGGAAACCCAGCAGACGCUGGAAACCCAGCAGAGGCAAUACCAACAGCCAUUCUGUAAAUGCAAGGAGGUUUGAGGGUUAAGAAGACACCUACCACCUAACGUUUAUGACUAUAGACUGGAAUGGUUAAGAUACCCUUUUUUUUAGAAGGCAUGGGGAAAUUGGAUUGCAACAAAAACCAUGGAAAUCAAUAGCCUAUUCCAAUAUCGGUAUUGUCUAGACCUCCAACAUGUGUUACGAUACGAUAAAGAAGCAGAUGAGACACUCUUGCAUUUGGCCAUCAAAGUAUUAGACUCAACCCAUACACUGACCUUUAACAUGUAUUGACAGCACUGGAACAAUGAAUUAGAGCUCUCAUUGUUAAACAGAGGGCCCCUUAUCACCAGAAACCUCUUACAAGCAACUCCCAGGCAAAGAGCUGCCAAUAUGGAUAAAGCCUGCUGCUAACAUCUGUGUGCUAAGAGCAGCCCACAGCCCUCUCUAAUAAGGGGUGAAAUGGUGGAGGGUUGGAGAGCGGGGGACUGGGGGAGUGGGCGAAGAUGGGUAAUUAGCUUAACGCCCAGUGGCUUCAACAAUUCUUUGGUUAACUAGCAGGACAUCUGAUUUGAAAAUCAGGGAUGAUGAUAGUGCAGUCGAUUCAUACCUGCAGUGUCGUAUCCUCUAAAACAUGUGAAGGGCAUUGAUUACGGUUGUGUACUGUAAGACUGCACUUUGAGGCAGAGUUGGCAGGGUAAGAUCUAAAAGGAGAUGUGUUUUAAUUCAAAUGUCGAUUAGCACAACACCCCCAUUUGACACUUAACUCUCAAUGUCAAUCAUUGAGUCAAAUCCAGUGUGUUCGGCUCCAGAGAUUUGAUAGGUUAGACGAAAGAUGUACAGUAGCACUAGCUACAAUACAUAUCAUUGCUGGUCUCAACCAGAAACAAAAAGUGAAUGAAAUGAGAUGGUGCUACCAUUCAUCACAUGGUGUGGUUCUUGUGGCGAGGAGGAAUCUAGUCGAUGAAUCACAGCAGCUGUUUUCCUCCCAAGGCCCAUUAAUUGUAAAUUAACAGUGAUUGAGUUUUCUUCCACAGAAACACUUGGCAUGGCUGGGCUCUGUUGAGGAGGAGACACAGAGGGACAGACAGGUUUACAUUAGCUUUUGCAGCAGUUUGACAUUUGUGACUCGUGUUUAUGAAACUAGGUGUAUGUCGCGCGUCACUAUGUCACAGGAGAGCCAUUUGAACAUAAACUUUAAAAAAAAAUCUAAAUUCAUUUUUGGGCAGAAAUGCCUUCUGGAACAUGUGAACUUUCACGUGCCUUAAUAACAAACUUGUAUGCCGUCUGUAAAUACGAAUUGUUGGUUAAGCCACCGAAAAAGACAGGAACCUUUCCGCUAGCCAUGAUUGCCUGAGAUAAAGGCUGAACAUGCAGAGAGAUGAGUUUGUAGCACGCUUCUGUCCAUAACAUGAGCUGGUCAGUAUGUGUAUGUAAUUUCCCUUCUAAUGCUGCUUUUUUGAAAGAUAUCACUUAGUAGAACUGCAAAAGUGUUGCUCUCCACUUUCUGGAGGACCGAGUUUUGAAAUCAGUGGAAUGCCUUGUGGAAUUAAGAGUAUGAUAGCUAAGGAGAUGGAGAAAAUUCUGGCGUUUAAUUGCAAAAAUGCAGAGGGAGUCGAAAAAGAACACAGAAGGCUGUUGUAAAAAACACUUGUCUCCGGAUUACAUCUUCAAACUAAGGGCAGACAGCGAGGGAGAAGCGUCCACCCAUGUAUACGGGUAAGAUAGUCUAGCUAGCUACAUUUUCAGAUAUUAUACAUUCCUAAUUUUGUCAGAAAGUCGUUAUCAUUUAAAGUUCAAACGUACUGUUAGCUAGCUAGCUAAUGUUAGCUUGCUGGCUUGCUAGCUAACGUUACAUUACGUGUAUGAUCUGUGUAGUAAUAUUAUUUGUUUCUCAGAGCCAUUUACAUUGCUAGUUAUAGCCUAAUGUUAGCUUAGCUAGCUAACAUUGAACCUGGUUGGUUAGCUACCUGCAGAUUCAUGCAGGGUAGUAAUGUUAUGAGUUGGGACUACGGUUCAUUGUUUAGCUAGCUAACUACAUUUCUAAACAAAAGACUCCACUAUGCAAGUAACCAUUUCACUACGUCUGUAUCCUGUGCAUGUGACAAAUAAAGUUUAUCAAAUGAAA